Babjeviella inositovora NRRL Y-12698 is the source of this 1122-nucleotide messenger RNA. RefSeq lists its product as uncharacterized. Lineage: Eukaryota; Fungi; Ascomycota; Pichiomycetes; Serinales. The transcript has a single exon. The record is from RefSeq and is a predicted model, not a curated record. The coding region runs from base 243 to 980 and encodes 245 amino acids.
CGACAGAGAGCCACAAAACUCUAUUGCCCUCCGGAAGAAUCAGCAAUGGCAGCGGCGAAUGUUAAUACAAAGACGUAAGCGAGAGCCGCACCGGAGUCUACGUGGAGACGGUCAGCUGCUUAUCGCCGGUAAAAAGCGUGCCGCAAAUUCCGUCCACUAUAUAUCUCUCGUAUUUGCCAGAGAUAAGGGUCCGGCCCCUUACGCUAUAGUAUCCGAGCUCUAAAUUAUCUCUCACGUAUUCAAUGAACAAAUUCCUCAAAUACAUCUUUAUUGCGUACUUGGUUGCCAACUACAAGCAGAUUCCCGGUGCCUACUUUGUGAGGUUCUACUGGACAUGUCUCCGGAGCUUUGGGUUCCAGCGAUUCAGAAAAACUUAUCCAUUGGCCAAUUCACGCGGGGUGGGCUCCCAUAAGUUGGAUUUGUUCCGCCCCUCUAUCUUCAAGACCAUGUGCUCGGUCUGGGAGAUUGACAUGUACUUGCACAAGGGCAACUCCACGUACUUUACCGAAUUGGACAUGGCGAGAACGCAGCUUCUCGGACAGCAGUUACAGGUGUUUAUGAACAAGUGUGAGAUCAACCAUUCUGGCGAAUUCAAGACCAAAUCUAUGAAGAACUGGCCGUGGUUCCCUGUUGCGGCGGUGGAAUGUGUGUUCAAAAACGAAAUCAAGGCGUUUCAGAAGUACGAGAUUCAGAGCCGGAUCUUUGCGUGGGACAAAAAGUGGUUCUUCAUCCUUUCCAAGUUUGUAUCGUACAAAAAGGAUAAAGAGGGGAAGCAGACCGAAGUGCUCCACACCGUCUGCAUCACAAGAUACGUCAUGAAGAACGGCAGAAAGACCAUCAGGCCCCAGGAAGCGUUCGAAGCCUCGGGCUUGUGGAACGAGGAAGUGGAGAGACUCAACCGUGAGGUGUAUCUUCCGCUUGUGGAGCACAGAAUUGAUACCGAUGCGUUGUUUAACAUGGAUAUGACGUUGCCACAGUAAAUGCCAGGAUGUAAUAUUUAAUAAGGAAAGCUGGAAGUUGCAGGUCAGUAGAGGUGAUUGAUGGCCAUUUGGUUCGGUUUAACCUGAAAGCUGGAACAAUAAACUGAAAUAUGAUUAUUUUUGUAGGAUAAAUCGAGGAAAG